AUUUAAGUCCAGUGGAAAAAGCUGAAGAAAGAAAUAAAACAAUGGCAUCAGGAAAAUCCCUGCGAGUACUAAAACUUAUGCAAGAUGUCGGCAAGGCGUCAUGCAGUUGCCCAGCUCAUUCACAGGCUUUUGGGGGAGGUAUCUCAGUAACUCCUCGUGGGUCUCGUAUGCCACUUAAAUCAUGCUCUACUGCAACUGAACAGCCUGAGUAUGCCUUUGAGAUGGCAUGUUCCAACAUUAGGUUUGGAAAUGGAGUGACACAAGAAGUUGGCUGGGACUUUGAACACAUGGGUUCAAAGAAUGUUUGUGUAGUGACAGAUAAGAAGUUAUCAAGCCUUCCAAUCAUGGAUACUGUUUUGGAGUCUUUGAAUGCAGCCAAUAUCAACUAUGAGGUCUUUGAUAAUGUCAGAGUUGAGCCAACUGAUAAAAGUUUUCAUGAUGCGAUAUCCUUUGUGAAAGCCCGUAACUUUGAUGCUUAUCUGGCUGUUGGAGGAGGAUCUGUGAUGGAUACAUGCAAGGCUGCUAAUCUCUAUGAUUCUCAUCGCGAUGCUGACUUUCUUGACUUUGUUAAUGCACCUGUUGGGAAAGGUCUUCCCAUCCCGGGUCCAGUCAAGCCUCUCAUUGCCAUUCCUACAACAUCAGGGACUGGAAGUGAGACUACUGGGGUGUCUAUAUUUGACUACACCCCACUCAGAGCCAAAACAGGUAUCGCUAGUAGAGUGAUUAGACCCUUACUAGGAAUUGUUGAUCCUCUACAUACCCUACACAUGCCGAAUCGAGUUACGACAUACAGUGGAUUUGAUGUACUCUGCCAUGCAUUAGAGUCUUACACUGCCAUUCCUUACAAUGAACGCAAACCAAGACCAACCCAUCCCAAAAAUAGACCAGCCUACCAAGGAAGCAACCCAAUUAGUGAUAUCUGGUCUAGCCAUGCUCUUAGAAUGAUAGAGAAGUAUUUCAAGAGAGCUGUGAAUGACCCUGAGGAUUUAGAAGCUCGCUCUGAGAUGCAUUUAGCCAGUGUCUUUGCUGGUGUAGGGUUUGGCAAUGCUGGUGUACAUCUUUGCCACGGUAUGUCAUACCCCAUUGCUGGUAUGGUCAAGCAGUACAAAUCUCGUGAUUAUGAUGUUGACCAUGCUAUUGUGCCUCAUGGGUUGUCUGUUGUUAUGACAGCGCCUGCUGUUUUCAGCUUCACUGCUCCUAGCUGUCCGGAAAGACAUUUGGAGGCUGCUAAACUUCUGGGUACGGAUAUCACUGGGGUGAAGCUAGAGGAUGCUGGUCGCUGCCUUGCAGAUACCGUCAGGAGGUAUAUGUAUGAUUUGGAAGUAGAUGAUGGAUUAGAAUCUUUAGGAUAUGACUCAUCUGAUAUACCAGGACUUGUCAAAGGCACCCUCCCGCAGCACCGUGUGACCAAGCUCGCUCCCCGGCCUCAGACUGAGGAAGACCUUGCAUCCAUGUUUGAGAACUCAAUGAAAGUUUACUAGUAAAACAUGGCCUUCAGCAACCUUGUAUUCUACAAACUGUCAAAGAUCCAGGAUUAAAAUAAAGUUUCACUGCAGCUUUAGAAAGAAGAACACAUGACUAAAAAAAUUUAGGCAGAAUUAAUACUUUUAGCUUUUAUGCUGAUACCUAUGGUGCAGAACCAUACUAAAAUGUUUUGUUGUGGGACAUUCCAUUUAUUUUUUUACUAGGCAAGCUUGUUUGAAGAUUUCAAUCAUGAUCAGAUUCCUUAUGGAGUCAGGCAAUCAUUGUGUACUUCACUGUAACUGUAUUUUAUUUAAUCUGAUGGACUUUAUACUCUGUCAAAGCUCUUGUGUUUUUAAAACAAAUAAUUGUUGCAGUGUGGUUUCCUUAAAAGUCUAUCUCUGCAUAUUUUGAAUUAUUCUUUCUCUUAUUCAUAUCUAUUCAUAUAACCAUGGCCUUUGAAAAUUUGCAUAUUGUACACCCUUCUCUAAAUCAUGAAGUGGACGUCUCUUUGAUUGCAUCAAAUUAUUUUUACACAUUUGUUUGUUCAGUUAAUAAAGCCAAUGAGGAAGUAUACAACUUUUCCAGUGAAAUGCAACCUGUAUGGAAGUAUGUCUUCCAUCAAUAAAGAUCAUUUUAUUUUGAUAUUAUAAGAAAUAAUUUUUGAGCAAAUUAUAUCUUUUUGAAAGAGGUUAUUUAACUGAUUACCCAGGAAUGCAGUAAUCAUUCUUCAUUUCCUGCAAAAAAAUAUUUCUCUUUGUUUUACGUUUAUGACAUGAUAAUUUCUCUGCUAAAAAUGCAAAAUACUUGCAUACAAAUUACAGUCACAGUAGCUUUUGAAAAAAGACAAUUGGAAAAAAACCCAAGAGUAUCAAAUGUUAGAAGGUGAAUUAAAACUGCAUUGAGGAUGUAAGAGAUAAUCAAAAAUCUUUUGCUUGUUUAAAGCAAUGUACGAAUUUUAAUUGAAAAUUGUAUUUGUUGUCUCUCUUCCAUGAAGCAUCAGUACUGCUUUUGUUAUGACCGUGAUAGUUGUGACAUUAACAAGUGAUUUUAACAAUGUUGAGAUUUGUAAGUUUCAACAUUUUUUAAAAGUAAAUUAUUUUUUAAUGGAAUGUUGAAUUUCAUGGAGAAUUUGAAUUAAAGUGCUGGCAGACAUAUUACUGACAGGGAACAUGUAUGCUUAGAUGAGUGAUGAUCUAAAGUGUAAUGAAACUUGAACAUUAUGUCAAAUAUCACAUAUCAUGUUACAUUGUGUGAAGGGUACAUGUGUUAUGGAAGACAUUUAUAAUCACGAUGAUCAUUAAGGUGAUGAUAAUGGCAAUAAUGAUAUUGGUUUUCAUGAUGCAAUUAUUGCAGUCAUGACGAUCAGAAUGGUUAAUUCACCUGAUAGUGAAAUGUUUAUAUAUCCCAAUUUAGACCUCUGCAUUGACAGUUAUAAUGAUGUGAAUAUUAUAUGGUAUGAGAAAUGUUCUGAAAAGAUGAAUGGGGGUUUUCUGGCAGCUUAAAAGCAGUAUGCAUGCAUACUUUGAGCAGCCUUGGACCAUAAAAUGUGCAUUUGCUACUUUGUUAGUUGGAACAAAUACACCAUUGCAAAGAGAUUUUGCAUUCAUUUUAUGUGUCAUUAAAUAACAUUGGGAUAUUUGUCUUCCAAUUCCUUGUUGACCACUAAUUAGAUUGAUGCAAUUAUUUUUUUUCUUCUAUUUCUUUUAUCACUCAGUUCUAUGUAUCUCAGACAGGUCUUCUUCACUUUGUUUGCAGAGAAUAAUCUUUGAUUUCCUUGAAGUUAAAAGCCAAAAAACCAUGAAAAACAAUGUGACUUAGCAAGAUUAUAAUCAUAGAUAUGGAUAUUUUCCUAAAAUUUUCUGAUGAAUUAUUGCAUUGAAACAUGCAGGAGACAUGGCCCCCUUAUUCUUGGGGUUUUAUUUUUUUAUGGGUCAAUCAUUGAUUAACUUUGAUCAUAUCUAUGAUUCUGCCAUAUUGAAAUGAAUUUAACCAUAUGUAUCAUGUUAUAUAUGUGUGCUAUAUAAAUCAAAUGGACUUAAAAUCCACAAGAUUUUUUUCCAUAAUUUUGUCUGCCAAAUAAUUAUGAGAAAUUAUGGGAGAGAUAUAUUUUUGUAUGAUUCAAUUGCAGUUGAUUAUUAAAUAUUUUAA
This is a messenger RNA of Lytechinus variegatus (green sea urchin), 3612 nucleotides long. RefSeq names its product hydroxyacid-oxoacid transhydrogenase, mitochondrial-like (gene adhfe1). Lineage: Eukaryota; Metazoa; Echinodermata; Echinoidea; Temnopleuroida; Toxopneustidae. Gene Ontology annotation, cellular component: mitochondrion. The transcript is spliced from 14 exons. The record is from RefSeq and is a predicted model, not a curated record. The coding region runs from base 42 to 1481 and encodes 479 amino acids. Gene Ontology annotation, molecular function: alcohol dehydrogenase (NAD+) activity; metal ion binding.